CUUCCUCUUUGUAUAUUUCAGGCAAGAUUUAGUGAUACAUAGCUUGGCCGUGAUCAAGCCCGCCUUAGCUUCAAUAGCUUCUCCAAUAGCGGCAAUCCUCAGCUCGCCACUAUCCUUCCCCAUCUUUGUACAGCUUUUGUCUCAGAUAUUAGGCGAGAUCCCCGCCAACAGGAGUGUCAUACGAACACAAGACUUGUAGAACGUAGAUAGCAUCGGCGUGACAUCAAGAUUUACUUAAGUUGAUUGCCCUGCCGCCCAACUUCACCAUAAUCCCAGUAGCAACAAGUCGCCUGCACACUUCAUUCUCCUCAUUGACCCCCAACCCAUUCCACCCAAGCCAUGGAUCAAGUGCCGAUUCCCAUCCUGCCAGGGGGGGGCCCAGACUAUCCCAAACACUCCUUCCGCGCGGCAUAUGCGAAGAGCGUCCUCGCCGAGUCGUUGCUUGCCGAGCUCAACCAGGACAAAAAGAAGGGCGAGAAGCUUGACUCGAUCCCUCGGAAGACUCUGGAGGACUUUGCCCCCCGCGCAGACGGGUUCAGGGAUGACCGCAUCUGCAUCGUGGGAGCGGGCGUUACAGGACUCUUUCUCGCCAUGAUACUCAAGUUUCUCGGGGUCAAGGAGUUCGACAUCAUUGAGGCCUCGGACCGAGUCGGUGGGCGUUGCUACACUUACGAAUUUCCAGAGGACAAGGAGCACCCUUGCCCUCACAACUACUACGAUAUCGGGGCCAUGAGAAUCCCCGAUAUUCCAACCAUGAAGUCCACCCUGGCAUUGAUCAAGGACCUAGGGCUCGAGGCCAAGAAGGUACCAUACAUCUUGGACUUUCCGGAAGGUGGUCCAGUGCCGCCGUCCAUGCAUUGGUACACAAAAGGAGGGCCAGACGAAAAGCCGUUCGAGAAGGUCAUUAGAGAGGUCAUUGCAAAGCUCGGAGACGACUUUGACUAUGAGAAGCUCAUGGCUCUCGGGACAGAUAAUUUCUCAACUCGGUCAUGGCUGAUGGUCAAACACGAAUGGACGUAUGAGCAGACCCUCGAGGCCGAAGGUGCUGACACAUCAACUGGCCUCUUCGACCAGGCUUUCACCGAGACGAUCUGCGACUACAGCGACUUCCAAGCCGCCAAGGCCAAGCCAUGGUACCGGCUUGAGGGCGGCAUGUCGGUCAUCACAGACACGAUGAGGGACAGGCUCGCCAGCACCACACACCCCAGGCCGGGCGCUCCAUCCAUCAAGCCAAUCCUCAACUCCCCCGUGAUUUCAAUGGCCAUCAACGACGACGCCGAAAACACCAUCAAGGUCACGCGGCGAGACGGCGAGACCGGCAAGGACAUCGCGAAGGACUACGACAUGGUCUUCAACACCACCGCCAUGGCCCCCCUGCAGAGGAUGGACCUGCAGGGCCUCAACCUGCCCAAGGAGAUCCUCACGGGCAUCCGGGCGCUGAGCUACGACCGCGCCACCAAGGUCGCCAUCAAGUUCAAGACGCGCUGGUGGAAGGGCUUCUACCAGAAACCCGGCCAGUUCGGCGGCGUGUCGAGCAGCGACUUGCCCAUCAGCAACGUGGUCUACCCGUCAUGGGACGACGGCGACGACACCGCCGCCGUGUUGAUGGUGUCGUACAGCUGGGCGCAAGACGCGACGCGCAUGGGCGCGCUCGUGCCGGAGUACAAGGAGGGCGAGAGGGAGCCGAAGAAGGACGACGAGAUCGUCAGGGUCUGCCUCGAGAACCUCGUCAAGCUCUGGUCCAACGAGGAGAACCCGCCGAGCCUGGAGUUCCUCAACGAGCAAUACAUCACCCACCACGCGUGGGCGUGGUCGCACGACCCCUACACGGGCGGCGCCUACGCGCUCUUCGGGCCGGGCCAGUUCUCAAACCUCUACCCGCCCUUCCAGAAGCUGCUCUGCGGGCGGAGGCUCUCCAUCUGCGGCGAGGCGGUGAGCGCGCACCAUGCUUGGAUCUCGGGCGCCCUUGACAGCGCGUAUGUUAGUCUGUGGCAAUGGCUCGCGGACAGGUUCCACGUGGAGUGGAUUCAGAGGCUCAAGGCGUCGAGCUUUGGUCCUGGAAAAGGCAAGGAUGCAGAGGAGUUGGACGUGACGUUGGAUUUGUGGACGGUGGAACUCAGUGAGAAGACAGGAAGUCAGUGAAUCAACAAUUUUAUGAGACUGCAUGUCUGGAGGGGAUCCAAAGGAAUAGCAGUGCUGUAGUUGCUUCCACUAGGCCAUCACGUGCGAGGGAC
This is a messenger RNA of Ilyonectria robusta, 2234 nucleotides long. Its product is annotated as L-amino acid oxidase. NCBI's taxonomy places the organism in Eukaryota, Fungi, Ascomycota, Sordariomycetes, Hypocreales, Nectriaceae. Gene Ontology annotation, molecular function: oxidoreductase activity. The record is from RefSeq and is a predicted model, not a curated record. The coding region runs from base 340 to 2142 and encodes 600 amino acids. The transcript has 5 exons.